UUCAGACGGUUUGAACAAUACUGUUGGUUAUUAUACCAAUAAAACCUCUACUAGGAUGAGAUACAAAAUCACCCAGAUGAAUUGCGAAAUAGCGGACGAUGCUCGAGCCAAAGUAGGAGCAUCAAUGGAUAUAAGUUAUGAGCAUACAACCUCUCCAGAGUUCCACGUGGGCAAGCUAACGUGCACAAUACGCAAGAAAUAUGCAAGGAUGAUCUUUUUAUACAUGAGAUCGUUAAACAUGUUCGACGAAUUUACCGAAGGAAAUCACAUCGUCCAUAUGCUAGAAGUGCAAGACUUACGAUGGGCUAUUGAUCACCUGGUAGAAAUGGUAGAGAUGGAGGCUGAGGAGAAAUUUAAAAGGGAAGAUGCAAUUAAAGCUGCAAAGGAGAGGAUAAAGCAACAACAGGAACAAAACAAAAAUGUCAGAUGGCAGCUACAGCAGGACACCAAUAUAUUCAAAAAUUCAAUUCGGAAUGGUGACAAAAAGGAGGACGAAACUAAUAAAUACAUGAACGGUUUCGAUUCCGAUUUUAACAGAUAAGUUGAUUUGGUGAUAAAUAUAAAAAAAAAAACAUAA
Molecule: messenger RNA, 577 nt
Organism: Ostrinia nubilalis (European corn borer)
Lineage: Eukaryota; Metazoa; Arthropoda; Insecta; Lepidoptera; Crambidae
Exons: 3
Coding region: 56-541 (161 amino acids)
Source: RefSeq, a predicted model, not a curated record